This is a messenger RNA of Xenopus laevis (African clawed frog), 4053 nucleotides long. It is a transcript of the gene rock2.L, whose product is annotated as Rho-associated, coiled-coil containing protein kinase 2 L homeolog. Gene Ontology annotation, biological process: regulation of cell junction assembly; mitotic cytokinesis; embryonic morphogenesis. The record is from RefSeq and is marked provisional. NCBI's taxonomy places the organism in Eukaryota, Metazoa, Chordata, Amphibia, Anura, Pipidae. Gene Ontology annotation, molecular function: ATP binding; small GTPase binding; Rho-dependent protein serine/threonine kinase activity. Gene Ontology annotation, cellular component: nucleus; centrosome; cytoplasm.
UUGCAGGAUGGGCUUAACUCAAUUGUCCUGGACCUUGAUUUCCCUGCACUACGAAAGAACAAGAAUAUAGAUAACUUUUUAAAUAGAUAUGAAAAAAUUGUCAGGGAAGUCCGCAAGCUUCAAAUGAAAGCCGAAGACUAUGACGUCGUCAAAGUCAUUGGAAGAGGCGCCUUUGGGGAAGUCCAGUUGGUUCGACACAAAAGUUCUCAGAAGGUUUACGCUAUGAAACUCCUUAGUAAAUUUGAAAUGAUCAAACGGUCUGAUUCUGCCUUUUUUUGGGAAGAACGAGAUAUCAUGGCCUUCGCUAAUAGUCCUUGGGUAGUUCAGCUUUUUUGUGCCUUUCAAGAUGAGAAGCACCUGUAUAUGGUGAUGGAGUACAUGCCAGGCGGCGACCUGGUAAACCUUAUGAGUAAUUACGACGUGCCUGAGAAAUGGGCUAAGUUCUACACAGCGGAGGUUGUCCUUGCUCUGAAUGCCAUUCACUCCAUGGGUUUGAUACACCGCGAUGUGAAACCUGACAACAUGCUCUUGGAUAAGUACGGGCACCUGAAGCUGGCAGACUUUGGCACGUGCAUGAAGAUGGACCAAACAGGCAUGGUGCGCUGUGAUACCGCUGUUGGGACCCCGGACUACAUAUCUCCUGAAGUUCUGAAAUCUCAGGGAGGGGAUGGAUACUAUGGCAGGGAGUGCGACUGGUGGUCUGUGGGGGUCUUCCUGUUUGAGAUGCUGGUUGGGGACACCCCAUUUUAUGCUGAUUCGCUCGUUGGAACUUACAGUAAAAUUAUGGACCAUAAGAACUCACUAAAUUUCCCUGAAGAUGUGGAGAUCUCAGCGCACGCCAAGAACCUCAUCUGUGCCUUCUUGACUGACAGAGAGGUGCGACUCGGGAGGAACGGAAUCGAAGACAUAAAGCAGCACCCUUUCUUCAAGAACGACCAGUGGAACUGGGACAACAUUCGGGAAACGGUUGCGCCUGUUGUUCCAGAGCUGGCUAGUGACAUUGACACCAGUAAUUUUGACGACAUCGAAGAUGACAAGGGAGACGCGGAAACCUUUCAGAUCCCGAAAGCCUUUGCAGGAAACCAACUGCCUUUCGUAGGUUUCACCUACUACCGUGAAAAUCUAUUGCUAAGUGAGUCUUCCCAAAACUGUAAGGAGAAAAUCCUCUGCCCAACCAAUGAAAGAGCAGUCAGCACAUGCAAAAAGUUUAACAAGCUGGAGGAGCAGCUCCAUAAUGAGAUGCAAACCAAAGAUGAACUGGAGCAAAAAUUCAGAGCUGUAAAUUUACGUUUGGAGAAGAUCGUGAAGGAGCUGGAUGAAGAGGCAAGUUCUAGGAAAAACAUAGAGUCGACAACGAGGCAGCUUGAACGUGAGAAGGCUCUUCUGCAGCACAAGAACACAGAGUACCAAAGAAAAGCAGAGAAUGAUGCUGACAAGAAGCGGAGCUUGGAAAAUGAAGUGAACAGUUUAAAGGAUCAACUUGAAGAUAUGAAAAGGAGAAACCAAAACUCCCAAAUAUCGAAUGAGAAGAUGAAUCAGCUACAAAGACAGCUGGAUGAAGCAAAUGCGCAGCUCCGCACAGAGUCCGAUGCAGCUGCCCGGCUGAGGAAGACUCAGACUGAGAUGUCCAAACAGAUACAGCAGCUAGAAACCAACAACCGCGAGUUUCAGGAUAAGACCUGCAUGUUGGAGAAUGCUAAGCUGAAACUAGAAAAGGACUUUAUUAACCUGCAGUCGGCUUUGGAGUCAGAGCGGAGAGACCGCACUCAGGGAUCAGAGGUUAUAAGUGACCUUCAAGGACGAAUAUCUGUCUUGGAAGAGGAUCUUAAGAAAGGCAAAGAGCUGUUAGCAAGGGCAGAUGCAGAAAAGCAGCAAUUGCACGAAAGGCUAGCCAUUUUGGAGAAGGAAAAGAGCAAUAUGGAAAUAGAUAUGACCUACAAACUGAAAGCACUACAGCAAAGCGUUGAGAAAGAGGAAUCUGAACAUAAAGCCACAAAGGCUCGGCUUGCUGACAAGAACAAAAUCUAUCAGUCCAUCGAGGAGACCAAGUCAGAAGCAAUGAAAGACAUGGAGAAGAAGCUUCAGGAGGAACGCGUGGCCAAGCAGAGGCUGGAGAAUAAUUUGCUGGAGACAGAGAAACAAUACUCCAUGUUGGACUGUGACCUCAAACAAGCAAAGCAAAAGAUCAAUGAGUUGGAAGCACUCAAAGACAAACUCAGUGAGGAUAUUAAAAACUUAACGCUAAAAGCAGAACAAGAGACGCAAAAGCGCAGCCUGUCGCAGAAUGAUCUGAAGAUGCAGCUGCAGCAAGUGAAUUGCCUGAAGAUGUCUGAGAAGCAGCUGAAGCAAGAGGUCAACCAUCUGACCGAGAUCAAACUGAACCUGGAAAAGCAGAACAACGAGUUGCGCAAAGAAAGAGUAGAUGCGGAUGGACAGAUGAAGGAGCUUCAAGACCAGUUGGAGGCUGAGCAGUAUUUCUCAACACUGUAUAAGACCCAGGUACGGGAGUUGAAAGAGGAGUGUGAGGACAAGGGCAAGAUGUACAAAGAAGUGCAGCAGAAGGUCCAAGAACUCCAGGAUGAGAGAGACUCACUGGCGGCUCAGCUGGAGAUCACAUUGACCAAGGCCGACUCCGAGCAGCUGGCACGUUCCAUCGCUGAGGAACAGUACUCCGACCUGGAGAAAGAGAAGAUCAUGAAGGAACUAGAGAUAAAGGAGAUGAUGGCGCGGCACAAGCAGGAACUGGCUGAAAAAUACGCUACAAUUACUUCUUUGGAGGAAACUAACAAAACACUGACUAUCGAUGUGGGUAAUUUGGCUAAUGAGAAGGAGGACUUAAAUAACAGGCUGAAAGAAGCCCAUGAACAAAUUCAGAGGCUGAAAGAGGAAGAAAACAGCGUUGUUACCAUCAAGACACAGUUUGAGAAGCAGCUGUUGACUGAGAGGACUCUGAAGACACAGGCUGUGAACAAGCUAGCGGAGAUCAUGAACCGCAAGUUACCCACCAAGAGAGGGCCGGACACAGAUGUACGAAGGAAGGAAAAGGAGAACCGCAAACUGCAGCUUGACUUGAAAUCGGAGCGUGAGAAAUUCACCCAGCUUGUCAUCAAGUACCAGAGGGAGAUGAAUGAUAUGCAGGCGCAAAUAGCAGAUGAGAACCAAGUCCGAAUCGAACUGCAGAUGGCGCUAGAUAGCAAAGACAGUGACAUCGAGCAGCUCCGGUCGCAAAUGCUCGGCCUCGACAGCACGAGUAUCGGCAGUGGACACGGGGACACAGAUGCUGAAGAUGGCUUUCCAGAAUCCAGGUUGGAAGGAUGGUUGUCACUUCCUUUGCGCAACGCCAAAAAGUUUGGUUGGAAUAAGAAGUAUGUAGUGGUAAGCAGCAGGAAGAUCCUGUUUUAUGACAGUGAGCAGGAUAAGGAGCUGUCAAACCCAUCCAUGGUGCUGGACAUUGAUAAAUUGUUCCAUGUGCGACCAGUUACUCAGACGGAUGUAUAUCGAGCCGAUGCCAAAGAGAUUCCACGGAUAUUCCAGAUUCUAUACGCCAAUGAAGGAGAAAGCAAGAAAGAACAAGAGUUCCAAGUGGAUCCCCUAGAGAAGUCCAAUUACAUAUGUCACAAAGGACACGAGUUCAUCCCCACACUCUACCAUUUCCCCACUAGCUGUGACGCUUGUAUGAAGCCCCUGUGGCACAUGUUUAAACCCCCCGCUGCCCUGGAGUGUCGGCGCUGCCAUAUCAAGUGCCACAAGGAUCACAUGGACAAGAAAGAAGAGAUAAUAGCACCUUGCAAAGUGAACUAUGAUAUUUCCACCGCAAAGAAUCUACUAUUACUAGCCAACUCCACAGAAGAACAGCAGAAGUGGGUGAGUCGACUGGUGAAAAAGAUCCCCAAGAAGCCCCCAGCCUCUGAGCAUCAAGCUCGGUCCUCUCCACGGCCUCCUGCUAAGGCUUCGCUAAACCAGUCCAUGAGGCGGCCAAGCCGACAGCUUCCUCCAAAUAAACCCAGCUAACUGCCUUCCGUGAAUGCAGUCCCCAUUUCAAGACGUUCGUUU